This is a messenger RNA of Triticum dicoccoides, 3835 nucleotides long. RefSeq names its product disease resistance protein Pik-2-like. Gene Ontology annotation, molecular function: ADP binding. Lineage: Eukaryota; Viridiplantae; Streptophyta; Magnoliopsida; Poales; Poaceae. The coding region runs from base 48 to 3587 and encodes 1179 amino acids. Gene Ontology annotation, biological process: defense response to other organism. The record is from RefSeq and is a predicted model, not a curated record. The transcript is spliced from 3 exons.
CUAUCCGUAAAAACCAGUUGAAUUGAUCCACGGAAACAUCCGGUAAAAUGGAGGCGACGGCCAUCAGCAUCGGCAAGUCCGUGUUGAGCGGGGCGCUAAACUACGCCCAAUCAGCUGUGGCCCAGGAGGUGGCUCUGCAGCUUGGGGUCCAGCGUGACCAUUCCUUCAUCAGGGGCGAGCUCGAGAUGAUGCAGUCAUUCCUGAUGGCUGCGCACGACGAGAGAGAUGACAAUAAGGUGGUCAGGACUUGGGUGAAACAAGUCCGCGACGUGUCCUACUCUGUCGAGGACUGCCUCAUUGAUAUUGCUGUCCGCCUGGAGAAGCAGUCUUGGUGGUGUCUCUCUCGCAAGGUGCUAGCACGGCGUUAUGUGGCGAACCAGAUGAAGGACCUCAGAGCUGAGGUGGAGGAGGUCAGCCAGAGGAACCAACGGUACCACCUCAUCAAGGGCUCUAGCUCCAACCCUAUUGUGGGGCAGCCUACCAUCUCCGGUGCGACGAUGUCUGCAGCCGAUGAUGCAAGGCUGCGGCGGCAGAAAGCAAAAAUGGAUCUCAUCAAGUUGAUCAAUUGCAAGGAUGAUGCACUUCGAGUGAUAGCGUUGUGGGGCACAAGCAUUAGUGAACUGGGGGAGGUAUCCAUCAUCAGAAGUGCCUAUGAAGAUCCCAUGAUACACAAGAAUUUUGAUUGUUGUGCUUGGAUCGCAUUGAUGUGUCCUUUCAAUCAGAUGGAUUUCAUUCGAAGCAUUGUUAGGCAAAUCUAUGUUAAUUCUUUUCAAGAGACAGGAGAAGAAGGGAAAACAACUAUUGGGGCCCAUGUUUUGAAGAUGAUGGCAAUGAAGAAAGAAGAUGGUUGGGCUCAUGUGUUCAAGAGAUUCUUGAUGCAGGGGACUGUGGAAGAUGGCUUGGCUUAUGAGUUCAAGAGAUAUUUGAGUGACAAGAGUUACCUAAUUGUACUCAAUGGCAUGCACGCCAUUGAAGAAUGGGAUUGCAUUAAAACAUAUUUCCCAAACAACAAGAAAGGAAGCCGGAUCAUAGUAUCAACUGAGCAAGUUGAAGUUGCAAGCUUAUGCAUAGGAGCAGAGGAUGCAGCUCUUGUGCGCAGGAAGUUAUUUGCUGAUCAGUCUCUUUAUGCUUUCUACAGUAAGGUUUCCCAGGAGGGAAGGAAUUCAACUGAAAAAGGGUCCACGUCAUAUGUAGCCUCUCCUGGUAUUAACAACUCGACACACAAGAAUAUCCUCACUCGCAUGGAGACAAUAGCUGUUCUAGAGGAAUCUUGUCUCAUUGGGAGAGGGAAUGAAAAAGAGGAAUUCAUUAGACUAAUCUCAAAUAAAGAUCUCCAGCAAUUUCGUGUGAUCUCCUUGUGGGGCAUGGGUGGUAUUGGGAAAACAACACUAGUGAGAGAUAUCUAUCAAAGCCAAGAGAUAAGUGGCAUGUUUGAUAAGCGUGCUUGUGUCACAGUAAUGCGUCCUUUCAAUUCAGCGACACUCAUAGAGAGCUUAACUAUGCAAUUCAGAGAUAACAAUGAGAUGGAUUUAAGGAGAUGUUUAGAAGGAAGGAGAUAUUUUCUUGUUCUUGAUGAUCUGUGGUCCAGAGUAGAGUGGGAUGCCAUAAGACAAUAUUUGCCAGAAACGGCAGCAAGUUGCAUAAUAAUCACCACAAGGGAAGAGAAUGUUGCCAAGCACUGCUCAAUGGAGGAAAGAAACAUAUACAAGCUCAACCAUCUGGGUCCUGAUGACGCAUGUACCCUCUUCACCAAAAAGGUAUUUAAGAAGACCGUAAAUUUGGAAAAGCAAUAUCCAGAGUUGGUUGAACAAGCAAAACUGAUAUUGAAGAAGUGCAGAGGGCUUCCCCUUGCACUAGUCACCAUAGGUGGCUUCUUGGCAAGCCAACCAAAAACUGCUUUUGAGUGGAGACAACUGAAUGAGCAUAUCAGUGCUGAAUUGGAGAUGAAUCCAGAACUUGAGAUCAUAAAAGCAGUCCUUAUGAAAAGCUAUGAUGGUUUACCCUAUCAUCUCAAGGCUUGUUUCUUAUAUCUGGCCAUCUUUCCUGAAGACUACAAGAUUGCACGGCGACGCUUAGUGCGUCAGUGGAUUGCAGAGGGUUACUCAAGUGGGGUGCGUGGCAAGUCUGUGGAGGAAGUGUUGGACGUUUACUUCAUGGAACUCAUAAGCAGGAGCAUGAUCCUGCCACUUCAACAGUCAAUUUAUAGUAGGAAAGGAGUUGACUCUUGCCAUGUCCAUGAUCUCAUUCGUGAAAUUGCCAUCUCAAAAUCUAUGGAGGAAAAUCUUGUUUUCACAUUGGAGGAAGGGUGCAGCUUAAAUAACCAAGGUACAGUGCGUCAUCUUGCUAUAAGCAGCAAUUGGAAGGGGGAUCAAUGUGAGUUUGAGAAUAUAGUAGACUUGUCCUGUGUACGAUCAUUAACAGUGUUUGGAAAUUGGAGGCCAUUUUAUAUUUCUGAUAAAAUGAGGCUGCUACGAGUACUGGAUUUGGAAGGCAACUUGGAUCUAGUUGAUCAUCAUCUAGAGCACAUUGGGAAGCUUGUACAUCUUAGAUAUCUUUCUUUAAGGGGACAUACUGAUGUAUUUCACCUGCCAAAUUCGCUGGGGAACCUGAGACAACUCCAGACAUUAGAUAUUUCAGGCACGAGGAUAACAAAGCUACCAAGGACCAUCAUCAAGCUUGUGAAGAUGCAACACAUUCUUGCUAGCGGCAUAGGAGAGAGCAAUAGCUAUAUGUUUGAUGAAGCAGAUGAGCAGUCACUAAUGAGUUUGCCUUCAUAUUCAGCAUUGUGUUGUAGGGCAUGUUGUACACCUAGAUUUCUUGCAUUUGAAGCACAAUUAGGACUUGACUAUGGUGCACAAUUUAACAGGCGUGAUGUAUGCACUGCGUUUUGCUGCAACAUAUUACCUUAUUAUGCGGCAGGAGGACGAAAUCCAGGUGGUGUUGAAGUGCCAAGAGGGAUUUGGAAACUGAAGGCCAUGCACACACUGCGUACCGUUGAUGUCUCAGUGGGGAAGACUGUUCUACAAGAUAUAAAAAAGCUCACCCGGUUGCGCAAGUUAGGAUUGACAGGCAUCAGCAUGAGGAACAGUCAAGAAUUGUGUUCAGCAAUUGCUCGUCUCAGCAGCCUGGAGUCACUGUCACUCCAAUCAGACGGAGGGACAGGUUUAUCAGGCUGCUUGGAUGGCCUGUCCUCACCUUCAGAAAACCUGCAGAGCCUCAAGUUGAUAGGCAAGCUGGUUAAAUUGCCGCAGUGGAUUCAGGGCCUCAAAAAUCUCGUGAAGCUGAAGCUAUUGAGGUUGAGGAUAUCGGAGCAUGAUGCCGCCAUACAAGUCCUUGGGAAUCUACCAAACCUGGACACCCUAUGUCUAUUGCGUGACUCGUUCGUUGGUGAAGAUGUCCGUUUCAGUUUCUGUCGGGGGGCAUUCCCGAGCCUGAAGGUGCUGCAGCUGGAUUGGAUAGACAUCAAGUUGGUGGAAUCUGAAGAAGGAGCAGCCCCUAAGCUCGAGCUGCUGCAGUAUUACGAUUGCAGUUAUCCCAAUGUUUCAAGCUUGAAGGAGUAUUUGAUGUUUAUGCACGGCUCACAGUGAGGCCAAGCUUGAAGGAACAUUUGCGAGGCCAGCUCACAGUGAAUAAAAACGGGCCUGUUUUGAAGAGGUGGAACGGGAAGUAGCUGUAUUCAGCUCGACUCCCCUUCUGUGUAUUUUAAUAAUAACUCAGGUAGUACGUUCGUCCCUCUCCCUUGUACUAGUAAAUAUUCCCUUUUGAGUUGAUGAAUCAAGACCGCCUACAAAGGCUCGUUUUCUAUCACCAACUGCAUUUGUGAGCUGCUGCUCCC